Molecule: messenger RNA, 1574 nt
Organism: Erinaceus europaeus (western European hedgehog)
Lineage: Eukaryota; Metazoa; Chordata; Mammalia; Eulipotyphla; Erinaceidae
Gene: TMEM59
Product: transmembrane protein 59
Exons: 8
Coding region: 100-1074 (324 amino acids)
Biological process (GO): positive regulation of autophagy
Cellular component (GO): late endosome; lysosome
Source: RefSeq, a predicted model, not a curated record
AGAAACGGAAACUGUGACCAGUGGGGCGGGGAAGGGGGCUGGGCAUCCUAGAAAAGAAAAACAGCAACAAGCUGAGCGGCGGUGACAGAGGGAAACAAAAUGGCGGCGCCGAGAGGGAGCCUCUGGGUCGGGGUCCAUCUGGGGCUCCCGCCGCUGCUGCUGCUCACCCUGGCCCUGGCCGGAGGCUCCGGGACUGCUUCGGCUGAAGCGUUUGACUCUGUCUUGGGUGACACGGCCUCUUGCCACCGGGUCUGUCAGAUGACCUACCCUUUGCACACCUACCCCAAGGAAGAGGAGUUGUACGCAUGUCAGAGAGGAUGCAGACUGUUUUCAAUUUGUCAGUUUGUGGAUGAUGGAAUUGACUUAAAUCGGACCAAAUUGGAAUGUGAAUCUGCAUGUACUGAAGCAUAUUCCCAGUCUGAUGAGCAAUUUGCUUGCUAUCUUGGUUGCCAGGACCAAUUGCCAUUUGCUGAACUGCGACAAGAACAACUCAUGUCCCUGAUGCCAAAAAUGCAUCUUCUCUUCCCUCUGACUCUGGUAAGGUCAUUCUGGAGUGACAUGAUGGACUCUGCACAGAGCUUCAUUACCUCUUCGUGGACUUUCUAUCUUCAAGCUGAUGAUGGAAAAAUCGUUAUAUUUCAGUCUAAGCCAGAAAUCCAAUAUGCACCACAGUUGGAACAGGAGUCUAGAAAUUUGAAAGAAUCAUCAUUAAGCAAAAUGUCAUCAGAUCUGCAAAUGAGAAGUUCACAAGCACGGAGGAACUAUCUGGAAGAUGGAGAAAGCGAAGGCUUUUUAAGAUGCCUCUCUCUUAACUCUGGAUGGAUUUUGACCAUGACGCUUGUCCUCUCUGUGAUGGUCUUGCUGUGGAUUUGUUGUGCAGCUGUGGCUACGGCUGUGGAGCAGUAUGUUCCAGCAGAGAAGCUGAGUAUAUAUGGUGACUUGGAGUUUGUGAAUGAACAGAAGCUAAACAGAUACCCAGCUUCUUCUCUUGUGGUUGUUAGGUCUAAGGCUGAAGAUGAUGAAGAAGUGGGACCUCUCCCUGCAAAAGUGAAUCUUGCUUAUUCAGAAAUUUAGGCCUUUUUUUUUUUUCCUUCUUUUUAAGAAAUAUGUUACAGAAAUUUAGUUACACCUAAAAUUUCUAUUCCUCAGAGAGCUUUUUAAGAUGGUUUCAUUGGAUACAGGGCUUAAGAAUCACUAUAAAGUGCAAAUAAAGCUACCCAAAUCUUUGAGGACUAGAUUUACUAUAACUUUACCUGUAAUUUUUUUUUCUAGUAAUUUAAUAGAUGGAUGUGUGGGGCUUGUACUUUUCUUCUACUUAAUAGCUGCAGUUACUUUAAUUAUUAUUUGCACUGUUGUUGUUUGUUUGUCUCCUUGCCUAAACAAAGGCAGUGAGGUGAUCAUUGUUCUGCCCUACUUCCUGCCGGGGCACUACCAGUCACCUUAGUUAGUGAUCUGCAUACUCGGUGGGUUUGAUGACCCCAAACCUGUGAACUAAGUUAAGCAGGAAAUGCCCUUUAAUGGCACUAUGCUUUCAGUUAUAUUAGACUGAAAUCAUUAAAAUUGUAUCUGAAUAA